Aspergillus oryzae RIB40 is the source of this 375-nucleotide messenger RNA. RefSeq names its product putative mitochondrial carrier protein (gene mrsA). The record is from RefSeq and is a predicted model, not a curated record. Lineage: Eukaryota; Fungi; Ascomycota; Eurotiomycetes; Eurotiales; Aspergillaceae. Gene Ontology annotation, molecular function: ferrous iron transmembrane transporter activity. Gene Ontology annotation, biological process: iron import into the mitochondrion. The coding region runs from base 1 to 375 and encodes 124 amino acids. The transcript has 2 exons. Gene Ontology annotation, cellular component: mitochondrial membrane.
AUGACCGUCCCCUUCACCGCUACACAGUUCGUCGCCUACGAGUCGAUUUCUAAGGUUAUGAACCCCUCCGGAGAUUACGACCCGUUCACCCACUGCAUUGCGGGUGGUCUCGCAGGCGCUUUCGCAGCUGGUCUCACGACACCACUCGACGUGGUGAAGACGCUCCUCCAGACCCGCGGUUUGGCACAGAACGAGGAAAUUCGGUCGGCGAAGGGUCUUUUCAACGCCGCGUCCAUUAUCAAGCGGCAGUUCGGUUGGAGUGGUUUCCUGCGUGGCGCUCGUCCCCGUAUCAUUUCUACAAUGCCCAGCACAGCCAUUUGCUGGACCUCUUAUGAAAUGGCCAAGGCGUACUUCAAGCGCCAGGAGGUCGCCUAA